CUCUGGCACCCGCAUGAGCACACGACAGUAAAAACCACAUGUUCAAGAUUGUUAUUUAAGGUUAUGUGUGAUAGUUCUAAAAGAUUUAUCAACACAAAUUAUUUAAUUUAAAUAAUAAAAUACUAUCACUAUUAAAUUUGAAUAAUUUAAAAAAUGGGUGAACAAUCAGAAGAAGAAUCAGCUGAAACUACUGGAACUACUGAAAUUAAGAAAGAUGAAGCUACUGAUGAAACAGUAACCUGGAAAGAUUUGGGAAUCGUUGAUUCAUUGUGUAAAGCUUGUGAAGAAUUAAAAUGGCCUGCUCCAACAAAAAUUCAACGAGAAGCUAUUCCACUGACACUUCAAGGAAAAGAUGUAAUUGGUUUGGCAGAAACAGGUUCAGGAAAAACAGCAGCUUUUGCACUUCCAAUUCUCCAAGGAUUAUUAGAAAAUCCCCAAAGAUUUUUUGCACUAGUUCUCACUCCAACUCGAGAACUGGCUUAUCAAAUAUCAGAGCAAUUUCAAGCUUUAGGUUCAGGGAUCGGGGUAAAAAGUGUCGUGAUAGUUGGUGGCAUGGAAAUGGUUGCGCAGGCUCUGAUGUUGAUGAAGAAGCCGCAUAUUAUUAUCGCCACACCUGGACGGUUACUCGAUCAUCUAAAGAACACGAAAGGUUUUAAUUUACGCUCGCUAAAGUACUUGGUAAUGGACGAGGCAGAUCGAAUAUUGAAUCAAGAUUUUGAAAAAGAAUUAGAUGAAAUUCUUCGCGCCAUUCCUCGUGAAAGACGUACGCUGUUAUUUUCAGCAACGAUGACUAAAAAAGUCAAAAAGCUUCAGCGAGCGUCACUCAAUAAUCCAGUUAAAGUUGAAGUAUCGACCAAGUAUCAAACUGUUGAAAAACUUGACCAAUAUUAUUUGUUCAUUCCUGCUAAAUUUAAAGAUGUGUAUCUUGUUCAUAUUUUAAAUGAACUAGCAGGCAACAGUUUUAUGAUUUUCUGCGCGACAUGUAACAAUACUGUACGUACUGCUUUAUUACUACGCAAUUUAGGAUUAAUGGCAGUUCCACUUCAUGGUCAGAUGUCACAAAAUAAACGAUUAGCAGCAUUGACUAAAUUUCAAUCCAAAAGUCGAUCGAUUCUCAUAUCAACAGACGUCGCUAGCAGAGGUCUUGAUAUUCCUCAUGUUGAUGUUGUGAUUAACUUCGACAUACCGACUCACAGUAAGGAUUACAUUCAUCGAGUGGGAAGAACAGCUCGUGCUGGACGUUCUGGAAGAUCUAUUACGUUCGUUACUCAAUAUGAUGUCGAAUUAUAUCAGAGAAUUGAAGAGCUUAUAGAAAAAAAACUUCCUGAGUAUAAAACUGAACAAAAUGAAGUUAUGGUUCUUCAAGAACGGGUUGCUGAAGCUGAAAGACAAGUCAAGAAGUCGCUGAGAGAAAUGGAAAAUAAUAAAUCUGGAAAACGUAAAAAACGUUCAAAUGAUGAAAACGAUGACGAUGAUGAUACUGAACAAGCCUCUGGUGUUCGAAAUCGAUUUAAAGGGAAAAAGUUUAAUGGCAAACGUAAAAAAAAUUAAAUCAUCACAAAUAAUAUUUAAAUAAUAAUGUAAAAAUUGUUAUGUAUUAUCAAUAUGUGUUACUUUUAUACUUUUUAAUAGCUAAAAUUCUACUUUAGCUAAUAGAUUAAUUUGUAUUGAUAUAAAUAAAUAAUUUAAAUAUUUUAAAAA
This is a messenger RNA of Microplitis demolitor, 1701 nucleotides long. RefSeq names its product probable ATP-dependent RNA helicase DDX47 (gene pths). The record is from RefSeq and is a predicted model, not a curated record. Gene Ontology annotation, molecular function: nucleic acid binding; RNA helicase activity; ATP binding. Lineage: Eukaryota; Metazoa; Arthropoda; Insecta; Hymenoptera; Braconidae. The transcript has 5 exons. The coding region runs from base 154 to 1551 and encodes 465 amino acids.